AGGUCUAACUGCAUGUACCGUACCGUACGCUGCUGUGCUUCGGACGCGGUGUGUUCCUGCUCGAGGUUGUGGGCGCGCGAAAAGCCUGCUGCGCAUCUUGUGUCACAGAUCGAGGUGAUCACCCUCUCGCGCUUCACGGUCGAUGCCAUCGCCUCUUGGACUGUCUUCUUUUGGGCGGGCACCUCGAUCGCAGUCGCGAGUGUAGAGACUCACAUCUCAUCUCCUCUCGACUCAAGACUUCAGACGACGCAUUCACUCAAGCUUGGCUCCAACCCUUCGUGACCGAUCUCACGUGCGAGCUCAUGCCAGCGGCGAUCAAAAGGCCAACGACCAAUGCGCUGC
Molecule: messenger RNA, 342 nt
Organism: Ceraceosorus guamensis
Lineage: Eukaryota; Fungi; Basidiomycota; Exobasidiomycetes; Ceraceosorales; Ceraceosoraceae
Exons: 1
Coding region: 13-282 (89 amino acids)
Source: RefSeq, a predicted model, not a curated record